CCACCAUUUUAUUGAAAUUUUGCAGAUCAUGCCGCGAUGAAAUAGGGUUGUCUUUGUUGAAAAUAAUUGAAAUUUAUCUCAUAAACAAAAGAAUCGAAUUGUGUAAAACUUGUCAGAUCAAACUAAAGAGACUUUUUGUUUUCCAAAAUGGUGAAAAAUACGAGUACAGAUGUGGAAAUGAAGGAUGUUUCGAGUCCUGCGUCGGGUGGGGAUGAUCAAGAAACGAAAGAAGAAACCAAAAAAGAUCCAGAUUUGUUGACUUUAGAAGAUAUUAAAGAACAUGUACGUCAUAUUGAAAAAGCAGUUGCAACAAAAGAACCAAGAUUUAUGUCUAGAGUUAUCCGUGGGUUGGUGUCUAUUCGUAGAAAAUUAUCGUCAAAUAUUCUUCGUAAAUUAAUUCAUGGGUAUUAUACAGCCUCUUCACAACAGAAAGAAGAUCUCACACCUUUCUUGAUAGAGCCAGCAACAGUAAAUGGUAUUGGUGUACCAUUUCGACCGAGAUCAGGAAAAGCUGCUACCCUGCCUCUAGUUCCAGAAUUAGAUAUCUAUUUCAAUCUUCUAGUAGUUAUAUAUCUCAUAGACCAGAAAAAAUAUAAAGAGGCAUUAAAAUGUUCGGAACAGUUAGUGAAUAAAAUAGGAUUAAUCAAUCGUAGAAGUUUAGAUAUGUUAGCUGCUAAAUGUUAUUACUAUCAUUCUCGUGUUUAUGAACUGACCAACAACCUAGAGGUCAUCAGAGGAUUUUUACAUGCCCGAUUGAGAACAGCUACAUUACGCAGUGAUUUUGAAGGACAAGCUACGUUAAUAAAUCUUUUACUGAGAAAUUAUUUACAUUAUAAUCUUUACGAACAGGCUGAUAAACUCGUCACUAAAUCAUGUUUCCCAGAAUCCUCCUCUAAUAACGAAUGGGCACGAUAUCUUUACUAUUUAGGUCGUAUUAAAGCAGCUCAGUUAGAUUAUACGGAAGCCCAUAAACAUUUAGUACAGGCAUUACGUAAAGCUCCUCAACAUAGUGCUGUUGGCUUUAAACAAACAGUGCAGAGACUAGCUAUAGUAGUAGAAUUAUUGUUAGGUGAUAUCCCAGAUAGACUAACGUUUAGACAGCCCUCCAUGAAGAAAACACUAGCCCCUUAUUUCCAACUCACCCAAGCUGUACGGGGAGGAAACUUAAUAAAAUUUAAUCAAGUUUUAGCUAAAUUUGGUUCCAAAUUCCAAGCAGAAGAUACAUAUACAUUGAUAAUACGAUUACGUCACAAUGUUAUUAAAACCGGUGUUCGUAUGAUCAGUUUGUCCUAUUCUAGAAUAUCAUUGGUUGAUAUAGCCAGUAAACUUUGUUUAGAUUCACCUGAAGAUGCAGAAUACAUUGUAGCGAAGGCUAUACGAGAUGGUGUUAUAGAAGCGAGAAUAGACCAUGAGAAGGGUUACGUCCAAUCGAAAGAGACUAGUGAUAUUUACGGAACCAGAGAACCAAUGGCUGCCUUCCAUCAACGUAUCAGUUUCUGUCUUGGAAUACACAAUCAUUCUGUUAAGGCGAUGAGAUUUCCACCAAAGUCAUACAACAAAGAUCUAGAAUCAGCUGAGGAUCGAAGAGAAAGGGAACAACAAGAAUUGGAAAGUGCUAAAGAAAUUGCUGACGAAGAUUUUGAUGGAUUUCCUUAGAAACGACGGAAUGACCCUAGUUACCAGGCUAUCCCGGAGAAAGAUAUAAAUAUGUUUGUGUAGUAUGGAGGGAUUUCCAUGGUGAUAAUUUGACAAGGUGUAACAUUACUAUUGUAUAUACAUUGUGAUACUGUAUUCAAUUCUGAUUGGACGAUUUAACAUGUUCUUAAUUUACUUCUUUCGUGUCCAAGUUUUGCGUUAAUUUUCAAAAAAUCCUUAUUUUAUUGAUAAAAUCCUGGGUUAUUCUGAGAUGUCCCCUUGUCCUAUUUAUUUUAUUUAUGCUGGAAAUGUGCUAUUUUCUAAAAAAUUGUUUAUUAGGACUACAGAAUUGUCUAGGGGUGCUAACAGGCAAUUGUAUUUAAGAUAAAAAAUUUGAAAUUUUGGCUAGCCUCAUUUCUGAUGACCCCAAUGAUGCCACUGGUGUUUUUGUAUGUACAAAAAUUUUGAACACCAUAUAAGGGCAUACAAAAGAAAGCAAUGAUUGUUUUGGGAUGCUCUCAUGUCUGUCUGUCUCUGUAAGGCUUUGGUUACUUUUUCGAAACAAACAACCCUAUUUCUAAAAACAGCUAAAUUAAAAGGAAAAAAGAGAAUAUGUGGGAAGGGAAGUAACUCAAUUCUGAAAUAUAUUCUGACCACAACAAAAAUUGAAAGGCAUAGAUCUUGAUAAAACUUUCCCCGAACAUCUUUACAUUGUUUGAGGUGUGAAAAGUAAAGAAAAAAGAAAACUUUUGAAUAAAAGAUGAAAAAAAAGUUUUCUUGAAAAGCACCGAUUCAGGACUGAAUAUUUUUCAUAAAUUAGUGAUUAAUUGUUAUUUCAAGUAAAGUAUCAUACGAAUAACAAUCAAAUUAAAGACUGAAGUUUUUCGGCGUGUUCAAAAGACACAAAACCCUGAUUUUUCCUUCAUUCUGUAAUAAAAUGUCCCAUAGUUUCUAAAAGACUGUCAAAGUAGAAUGCAAUGUCCCUCUUUUGUUUCUGUUUAAAGAAAUUCACAUGUAAAGUUGUCAAUUGAAAUAAUAUUUCAGAAAUGUUUAAUAAAAGUUGGUUAAACCAAGUAUAAACUUCUAA
Messenger RNA from Lottia gigantea (owl limpet), 2722 nucleotides. RefSeq lists its product as hypothetical. NCBI's taxonomy places the organism in Eukaryota, Metazoa, Mollusca, Gastropoda, Lottiidae. Gene Ontology annotation, cellular component: proteasome regulatory particle, lid subcomplex; proteasome complex. Gene Ontology annotation, molecular function: protein binding; enzyme regulator activity. The record is from RefSeq and is a predicted model, not a curated record. The transcript has 11 exons. Bases 148 to 1656 code for a protein of 502 amino acids. Gene Ontology annotation, biological process: regulation of protein catabolic process; ubiquitin-dependent protein catabolic process.